AGCAUGUAAAACUGCUAGGGCUCCAAUUGGACCACUCCCCAACAGACCCGCCCGACAUCAGUAUCAACUGUAAACUUUAUAAAGCUUGUCAAAACCCUAGCUUCACUAAGCGGCGUCCCGAGCAACCGAGCUUCAACACCAGCAGCGACAAUGGGGAUCGAUCUCGUGGCAGGAGGUAAGAGCAAGAAGACGAAGCGCACAGCGCCCAAGUCCGAUGAUAUCUAUCUCAAGCUUCUCGUCAAGCUGUACCGUUUUCUUGUCCGGAGGACUGGAAGCAAGUUCAAUGCAGUCAUUCUUAAACGUUUGUUCAUGAGCAAAGUCAACAAGGCACCACUUUCUCUAUCGAGGUUGAUUAAGUAUAUGCAAGGAAAGGACAACAAGAUUGCUGUUGUUGUGGGGACCGUCACCGAUGACAUUAGGGUUUAUGAAGUUCCACAAAUGAAGGUUACAGCACUGAGGUUCACUGAGACUGCAAGGGCCAGGAUUGAGAAGGCAGGAGGAGAGUGCUUGACAUUUGAUCAGCUUGCUUUGAGAGCACCAUUGGGUCAGAACGUGGUUCUCCUCAGAGGUCCUAAGAAUUCUCGUGAAGCAGUGAAGCACUUCGGUCCAGCUCCUGGUGUACCACACAGCCACACUAAACCUUACGUGCGGUCCAAGGGAAGGAAGUUUGAGAAGGCUAGAGGAAAGAGGAACAGCAAGGGCUUUAGAGUUUAAGCCGGUUAGGAUUGAAAACGCUGUGUCUGGAAUCCAAUUUUGCUUUGGCUUUAGGUGUUUGGUAUCAUGUUUACUUUUAUUUCACUGUUAAGCUCCAAUUGUCUCUAUUAUUUCAACAUGGUGUUCAGUUCACCAAAAGAGAACAGUGUUUAGUACAUUUGAGGAAUGCAUUAUAUUUCUAA
Molecule: messenger RNA, 896 nt
Organism: Pyrus x bretschneideri (Chinese white pear)
Lineage: Eukaryota; Viridiplantae; Streptophyta; Magnoliopsida; Rosales; Rosaceae
Product: 60S ribosomal protein L18-2-like
Exons: 5
Coding region: 151-714 (187 amino acids)
Biological process (GO): translation
Cellular component (GO): cytosolic large ribosomal subunit; ribosome
Molecular function (GO): RNA binding; structural constituent of ribosome
Source: RefSeq, a predicted model, not a curated record